Messenger RNA from Frankliniella occidentalis (western flower thrips), 4768 nucleotides. RefSeq names its product ataxin-7. The transcript is spliced from 9 exons. Lineage: Eukaryota; Metazoa; Arthropoda; Insecta; Thysanoptera; Thripidae. The coding region runs from base 149 to 2695 and encodes 848 amino acids. The record is from RefSeq and is a predicted model, not a curated record.
UCGCUAAUAUCUUAGAAGUUGUUAGUGAAACUUCUGCUGCUUCUGCUUUACUUCAGUUUCCUGACUUGGAUGGAAUCUUUAAAAAAAUAUUCCAAUUAUUCCUUAGUUCUGCAAGUUUCCAGCAGUGGCAGUGGGGUAAUCGUCUAACAUGGCGUCAAGUAGGAAGAGCUUGUCCGAUUUUUUCGGACUUUCUUGGUCUACUUGGUCAGAAUAUACAGAGGAUUUCUCCCAUUCAGAUGGAGAUGGAGAAGAGAAAAAUGAAGGACGUAGGAAAAGCUCUGACGCCAUGCGGCUCUACUCUUCAGACAUGCAGAAAUUUGGCUUAUUCCCAGAAACAGAUUGUUUUUGCACUGUGGUAUGCAGUGAAUGCAGUGCUUUGGUUAAACCACAGGGUCUACUUAAUCACAUGCGAUUACGACACAAAGAAUUGGUACCAGAAAGGAUCUCACCUGAGAAGUUAAACAAGCUGUCUGAAAGCCCAUCAAUCAAGGGCAUUGGAGACAAAACUUCAGCCAAGCAUGUCCUUAAUGAAAAGCUAAUGACCAAACUCAUAUUGAAUGAAAAGCAUUCAAAUAAGACAUCUAAUGAAAAGUUGCCAAAUUCCCCAAGUGAAAAGCUUAGUAGUAAAUACUCAAGUAGUGAAAAGACAUCACAAAAAAGCGGUGAAAAGUUCCUUGGAAAGUCUAUGGGCGAUAAGCCCCCACGAACUAUAAAUGAAAAAGUGAAAGUGCCACCUGAGAAAAGUGCUGCUGGUGCAUCAUUACUUCUUGAUAAACCUGUAGUUAAAAAUGAAUCUGAUAAGUUUUCAAAAGUUGUGCCUGAUAGUUAUUCAAAACAGGCAGAUACUAUAUCUUCUAAAAAACUUGGUGAUAAGCAGCCCUCUAAACCUAUUUCUAAUGAAAAGGUGUAUGCUUCUCCUGAAAACAAGGCCUUUGCUACUGAUCGUCACUUGUCAAGAUCAGGUGAAAAAAUCAGUGUUAAAUCUGUUCUUAGUGAAAAACUAUUAUCUAAAGUCGCUGCUAGUGAAAAAGCUGCUGCCUUGCAAGACAAAAUCAAAAGCGUUGAGCUAGCUAUAUCUGACAUUAAUUCUAAAAAGGGUGACAGUAUACUGAAACCUGAUAUGAGAGUGGCAGCUAAACCUGUAAUGAAAAGUCUGCUCAAACGUAGCAAUGAUGUAACUCCAAGUGUAGUUCCAGGAGCAAGUCUGCUUAGGCCUCUCAUUCAUCAAGAAAGAGACCCUGUGCCUGCUGCUCCUAUUAUAGGCAGUACCACACUCUCUCCUCCAGUUUUAACUCCAGAGAAUUUAACACCGGAACGCCAUCAGUCUGCUACAGAUAUGCCUGUGUUAUCUCGCAAAAGGAAAUUUAGAGAAAGAAAAGCUGCUCCCACACAGUAUGAUCCUGAUCGUCAUUGUGGAGUAUGGUGUGAUUAUUUUAAUAAAUUUUGUGUGAGAUCUCUUACGUGCAAAGUACAUUCUGUGGCUUUAAGAAGGGCUGUGGUUGGAAGGAGCAAACCAUUUGACCAACUUUUAAGUGAACACAAGCGAGCUAAGGAAGAUCAACGCCAAUCUAGGGAAGAUCAGGAUGAUUUUUCGAUGAGCCCCCAAAUUUCAGAACGUCUUCACAGCCCCAGUGAUCCUAGCAAUAGUUCCUUUGUGAGUAGUCCUUACGCCAGUCCAGCAUCAAGUCAAGCCACGAGCCCUCUGGAGAAUGUCUUCCAUAACACCCAAGAUGAAGUAGUCGCUCUGUGCACUCCCUCAACUUCAACAAGUCCACCAAUUCCUCUCCCCUCUUAUCAGUAUCCACCAUAUCCCCCUCCUGAUUCUGCUUUUUCUGCUGCUCCUGAAAGUAUGGUUACACUAUCUCCUCAUUUGAGCUCACCUCUGCUGAAUGUAGCUCUACCAAGCCUUAGUCCAAGUCAUACCCCUCGCCCGCCAGACAAUACAGAUGAAGACUGCUCCAAAGCCCCCCGAAAUAAUGCCCGUGCAGUGAAUCGCUUACAACUCAAUAAAGGAAAACAGUUCAAUGUUAAACAUUCAGCGUUUCCACCCAAACCUUUACGGACCUGCCUAUUUCAAGGUCGCAAGAGCUCUGGCAUGUUUUUUGUCCAGCGCGAGUUAGAGUCAAUGCGAGCUGGGUUUCGGUUGUCAUUGGUUAAAGGUGCAAAGUCUGCACCAAUGAGUCAUGUCUCCAGUGUUUCCCAGUCACACUCAGACUCAACUUCAUCACACUCAUCAAUGUCUACCUUAAAUGACCCAUCUCUUCAGAGCUCUGGAAUCAACACAUCAUCUUCAGCAUCAAACCUGAAGUCUGUUUUUACAAAUUUGUGUUCACCUAAGAGUGUUCUUAAUAGAGAAAGCCAACAAAGACUUCAAAGAAAUCAGAAGUCUGGGAACAGUGCCACAGAGAUUGCUCCCCAGGCAAUGACUGCCGAUGGGUCAUUGGCAAUUGGGAGUGAAAAAAUACCACAGGGAAUGAGGAUAUCCGUUCCUACUACAAUGCCGCAGCAAAUAACUUAUUUAACUACUUCUACACCUGUCACUUUUCAACAAGUUCCUUUAAUAAAUUCCCAGGUAUUGAGCCAACUACAGCUGCAAAAGGGUGGAGGUGGAACCUUAAAACUUUUGAGUACUGGUGGGGGUGGACGCACAUUAUUCGUUCAUCAAUACCAAGAUGGAUCAGGAGCGGAAUCCUGACACAGGCCGACUCCUGCUUGUGUACCGACUCAUUUGCCGCAUUCUUCCUCCAUAUCUGGACGGAGGCGCAGACAGCGGAAGUAUCAAGGCAUCACAUUUGUUCACUGAUCUUAAAUCCGUUUGGGGUCAUAUAACCCAGCUUUUUAUGAUUUGGGAUUUACAGUGAUUUUCUUUGCAUUUUUAAAUUAUUUUUUUCAUUUGUACAUGAUUGUGAAGAGCCACUAAUUCGUGUUCUAUUGGGUUACUUGGGCUGCUUUCUUGUAUUUUUGUACUGGUUUCUCUUUUGAGCUCAUUGGUUUACGAUAUGACCAAUCCAUGGUCUGAUUUGCUUUUAAAGUAGUAAAUCAGGUUUAAAAUAUUUCUGCGGAAAGAAGAAAUUAAAUUUGGUGAAGGGAAUUAUUUUUGAUUGAUGAAUAUCAGCUGACUUUACUGUUUGCUGUUACUAAAUCUUUUCCCAAAUAUCUAGAGAAAAAAUUAAAUGUAGUAAUUUAACACAUUGUUAGGUAAUGCCUUGGUGUCUUUACUGUGUCUGUGCUUGUGUUCUAAAUGUUACAAUUUAAGUGUUUUGCUGCUAUGAAAUUAUUUGUUAAUCUAUUUAUUCAGUAUAGCUCUAAAUCACAAGAGGUGUGUAAAUGUGUUAAGUCUCUGUCAUCUUCUUUUAAAAAGUGGAUUGAUUUACAUACCGUGUACCUGCAAGAUUUCCUUAGAUCAUUAAGGAUCCCUAUUUAUGUCCACACCAGUAUUCUUAAAUAUUUCUGUUCUGUUUCUUUUUGUUGUCUCUGAUUUUCAUAGAAAUCCUUUAUUCACUGCCUACUCUUUGCUGUUCUGCAGAUUGUUACGAAUUGAAUCUACCUAGUGUUGUAAGUUACACAAAGGAACAGUGUCACUCAAAUGUUUCACAUCAUUGUCUUUGAAAUUCAUUCAUCAUUCUAAAUUAUUUGUUUGGAACAGGAAGUGUUGUGUCUGAUCUAUGCCUUCAAGGUCUAGGUAAAUUGUUACUAAUCAUCUGUAUCCUUACUUAAUUUUUCCCAACCACCUGUUUUCCUUCUGGUGGUGUCUCAGCACUUUUGUGACAAUUUGCUCAUUCUGUUCAAUGUUGUUAACCCCAUAGUAUAUCAGUAAUUUUGAUAUGGUUGUGAGCCUCUCUUUGUCAUUAAUGUAUGUGUAAAUUAUUAGGUUGUUGCUGAACCCCAUUAUAUACUUGUGUAAGCUGGAGAAGUUUUUUGUUCAGUAUGUGAUAAGUCACUCUUCUAGUAGCUGUGAUUAAUAUUUUUGUAUUUCUCAUAUUGAGAAUCAAAAUUCUAACUCCUCAAAGCAGCUAGUCAGAGGUAAGAACUGAGGUGGGCCUUAGGGUAUCUUUCCUUUCCUUCAGAACUUUCGCAUCUUUAUUUUACCUCUCUCAGGGUAAGGGUCAAGUUUUAAGUUUUCACCAUGUUGCAAUCAUGGUUGAAUCAUCUGAUUAAAGCCUGCUUUAAUGUUUUUUCUUUUUCUUUUUUUGUGAAAUUUAGAACUGGCUUGUAUGUAUGUCUCCAUUGCUUGACUAUUUUGGCUCAGUGAAUGGAAAGAAUUCUUCUACAAGUACUGUAUAGGUAUAGAAUUGCAAGCAAAUUUGAAAGUUUUAAGUUUUGAAGAUUCAGUGCUUUACUCUCUUCACUGUUGCUGUAUCUGUGAUCCUCAAUCAAUGGAUUGUAUUGAUAGAGAACUAUGAGAAUAGAAGAAAAGGAACAUUAACUUAUUUAAAUGUUAGUCACAAGAUGUUACAUGUAUUCAGGUUGACUGGUAGCAUAUGUUAGUCUUCAUUCAAUUGUUACUGUAACAUAGGGUAAAAUCUUGCUGUGCAAGUUUUCAAUUUUUGAUCACUACCUCAUGUAACUGUGAGAGUAGUUCUCAAUACUACUCUUGAUUAAACAUUUCUCAAGCAUUAAUCAUUUGCUGUCACCAAACAAUAAUGACUGUUUGGGACCAAAUCAUAAUGGGUAAAAUUGUGGCAGGAAGCUAUGUUAAUAAUUGUUGUUGGAAUUCUUCUACAAAUAUUUUUUAAUGUUCAAAGAAAAUAAAAUAAUUUGGGUAAAA